This is a messenger RNA of Salvia miltiorrhiza (redroot sage), 2603 nucleotides long. Its product is annotated as telomere repeat-binding protein 4. NCBI's taxonomy places the organism in Eukaryota, Viridiplantae, Streptophyta, Magnoliopsida, Lamiales, Lamiaceae. Gene Ontology annotation, molecular function: protein binding. The record is from RefSeq and is a predicted model, not a curated record. The transcript has 10 exons. The coding region runs from base 373 to 2415 and encodes 680 amino acids.
CGAUUUUGCCCCUGCUCUUGUAUUCAAGCUUUGCGAGCAGCUAGUAUAAAACAAGAAGCGACAUAGGGGUUUUAGCACUAUUUCUUGCCUGGUUUUCCCAAACCCAUUAGAGGUUUUGUAUGCUCUAAUACCAUUUCUAUCUACCUUUUCUUUUCCCCCAUUUUUUAUUUCUUCUUUUAUGUGUGAUUUAUUCGCGUCACGUAAAUUCGAAAUUCUCGUUGCGUAGAGUACUGUAUAUAAAAAAAAGGCAAAAGGAGAAGCAGACGUCCAGAGUUUAUCUUCUUUUGGUCAAAUUAUUCAUCAGGUUAAAGGUGAUUUGGCAACAUCAUAUUUCUUAAACUGGAGAUCUCGUAGUGGCAUGCUUCCUAGAAUAUGGUGCCGAAAAAGAGGCUGGAUUAUCGGUUCAAUGGUCGUCGAUCCCCAAUUAUUCCCAAAGCUCCCAGAUCAAUCAGGAGGAGAUGCUCACGCAAGAAUUCAGUCGAGGACAACAAACUUUGUGCCUUUGAAUUACUUGCAGCUGUAGCUGGUAAGCUGUUACAGGAGAGGGAAAGUUCUGUUUCAAGUAAUGUAGAAGCUCAUGUGGAUAUUUUCAAAAAUGAGAUUGUGAAGGGGCAGCCUAUAGAUGAGCAAACUCCGGAAUCAGAGAGCAUUGACCAUGGAAGUUGUGCUGAGAGUUCUUUUAUGCCUGAAGCAUCUGUUCUGGAGCCCGAUCUCUCAUCCAAAUUCAAGGGACUACCACAAACAGAUAAUGAUUCUGUCUUGGAACACACUUCUGUGCUUGCAAUUCCUGAUGUGAAGAAACUUGAUUGUGAUUCGAUACAGGGAACCUGUCAAGUUAAUAAUGCAGAUGGAAAUACCAACUGUGAAGUUGGGGACUCCAUCUUUGUUGGUAAUAAUAUCAAUCUUAGAGUAGACGGUCAGCAAGGUAUGCAUUUGGGGGAUGACGCUAACCCUUCGAAUGUAAAGGAUCCUAUUGGAGAAUGUGUGAAUAGUAAUAUGCUAAUUAAGUCAGAUAAUAGUGUACAGUUGCCCUUGUACAGGGACCCCGUUCUUCAUACUCCACUGCAAAAGCAGUGGAAUACUGUAAAAUUAGGAAUUAGAGAUGAUGACGAUAAUUCGUUUGGGUGCACUAAACUGAGCACCAAGUUUAGGCCCUUUAGGCCACAGCCGCGAACUGGUCACCGAAGAAUAAGGAAGAUGCUGUCAUCCAAAUACAGGAAGAUGGCUCCAAAGCUAAGGAGUUGUGAACUUUAUAACUCUAGGGAUGGAGUGAAGUCAUUUUACCAAUAUAGGAAGAGAAUUUAUACUGAAGAGAGAUGUCUACAAGCACCCAUCAAGAAAAGGAAACUGUUUGAUCACAGGAGUACAGUUGCACAUGAUCAGGAUGCCAGUAGUAAUAGCAUCUCCAAUUCACGAGAGAAGGGGGUGUGCAUGGAUAAGAGUAACUCAGUGAGUGGUGCAUCAACUACUGUGAAAGGUCAUAAAAAAGGCAAGGAUCCUCAUGUGAAAUUCAGCAUCAAGUCCUUCAAGGUUCCGGAACUUUACAUUGAGGUCCCUGAAACUACAAGUGUUGGUUCUCUGAAGAGAACUGUGAUGGAGGCACUUACUGCACUUCUUGGAAGUGGAGUACGAGUUGGGGUAGUUCUUCAAGGGAAGAAAGUUCGAGAUGACAACAGAACUUUACAGCAGGCUGGUAUUUCUCAGAACAGUAAUCUUGACACUCUGGGUUUUACAUUGGAGCCGAGUUUUACAAAUAUUUGCUCUUCGAUGAGUCCCAAAAAACUUAGCCCAGUACUGCCAUGUGACGCAGAUCAGGAGUUACUGAGGUCUCCCGCCACUCCAAUGGUUGAUUCAGGGAUUUCAAAUACCUCAGUAGACCCCCCUUAUACAAGUAAAGUUGACGAAGAUGUGGUUACCAGUGAUUUUAUGUCCACCCCACAGACUCCUACAAAUGAGACAGUGAAUGGAACACUUCCUGAUUCCAAGGCAUUAGUUCCAGUUUCUCCAACGAACUCGGAGUCACUUGCAGUAGUUCCAGCGAACCCCAAACCCAAAAGGAGCGAACUGUCGCAGCGCAGAACUAGGAGGCCAUUCUCCGUAGGUGAAGUUGAGGCGCUCGUUGAAGCUGUUGAAAGACUCGGGACCGGAAGGUGGCGUGAUGUCAAAAUGGGUGCUUUCGAGCAUGCAGAUCACCGGACAUAUGUCGACUUAAAGGAUAAAUGGAAGACUUUAGUUCACACAGCUGGCAUAUCUCCUCAUCAAAGAAGGGGAGAGCCGGUGCCACAGGAUCUGUUGGAUCGCGUCUUAGCCGCGCACUCCUAUUGGUCGCUGCAUCAGUCGAAACAACACGGGAAACAAUCGCCCGAACCCCUCAAGACUGUGGAUCCUAACAAGGAGACAGUAGGAGGAGCUUGAAUGAUCACAACUCCUAGUUUAGGGAGGUGUAAAAAGGUGUAAAGAACGCGUCGCGUUUUAAGUUUUUUUCUUUAUUUUUAGCAAUCUCACUCACUGAUUUGUUGUUUUUAAGAUUACUUUGGAUAGACUGAUGUUUAUCUUUUGUACAUGAUUUGUGGAAUAAAGGGGUUUCUUUUUCCUUUUUCUUU